This is a messenger RNA of Brassica napus (rape), 866 nucleotides long. RefSeq lists its product as uncharacterized. NCBI's taxonomy places the organism in Eukaryota, Viridiplantae, Streptophyta, Magnoliopsida, Brassicales, Brassicaceae. The transcript is spliced from 2 exons. The record is from RefSeq and is a predicted model, not a curated record. Bases 227 to 661 code for a protein of 144 amino acids.
GUGGGUUUUGAAUUUCUGUUGAACAAUAAAGAAAGCUAACAAUAAAGAGGAGCAAGCAAGAUCAAGACAAAGAUCUUCUUUUGCAUCAAGACAAGACUAAAGGGUUUAGCUUAAACUAUCCCCAGAAGUGAAUCUAUCUGAUUCAGACAAAUCUCUCUCUCUCAAGACCGUAUCUUUCCGGCAAAGCUUAAACCCUCACCACAGCCAAGCGAUCUAAAAAGAUCCGAUGAAUUCGCAUCUCUUCCGAGUAAUCUGUAUACUCCACUCCGUAAUCGCACUCACGAGCGGGACCCUGAUGAUGUUCUACACAGAGAAAGCUUCCAUCUUCGGCCACGGCAGCGACAUAGCUAACAAGCUCAAAGGCUCAACGCCUCACGACGAGCUGCUCAUCCAGAUCUCUCAGUCUUUCUCCGGUUUGCUCCUCUUUGCCAUAGGUUUGGUGCUGUUCAUGGUGUCGUUUGUCAAGGAUAGAGAGUUUCAUGGCUUCUUCGCUGGAGGGUCUGUGAUUCUCUAUGUGCUUAUGGCGUUGUGGAGAGUUGUGUUUGAGUGGAAGAUUGAAGAUCUUGCGUUUGAGUGUCCUAAGCAAGCACUUGGAGAUAUUGCUUUGGCUGUUUCGUGGGUGUUCUUUCUAGUUUAUACUUGGAGGGAGAAGUAUGAUUGAUUGGUUGAUGAUGCAAGAGAACCAUUAGCUUUGGGGGGAAGUGAAGUAUUUAGAUCAAAACCAUUGUUGGUUUUCAUAGUUGCCAGAAGAUCAAAGUGUUAAAAAUUGGAUUUUGUUGUUGAUGUAGAGGAAUUGUCAAUGAAAAUAAAGUGUUGGGGACUAUCAGUGUUGUAAAUAAUUUGUUGGUGAUUAUCCCUUUUCUUCU